AUGGGGCCUCGAGGUGCUCGUCGCUACUCUUUCCUCCUUCCGUGUGUUCUGGCGAUUGCUGAUUUUCACAGUCUAUCGUUGAACGCUCAGAAAGAUGCAGCGCAGGCUUCAUUCUCUCCCUUUUUCAAAGAAGGCUCCGUACAUCGCGAACUUCUCCCGUCCAGCUUGGAGCUGCUCGAGUACGUCAAAAGCCGAAUCCACGCGAGAAAGCAGCCAAGAGACUCCACGCCAAACCGUUUGUUUUCCGCUGAACCGCAAGUCACCCGGACAAGGCGGAGGACGCGUGACAGCUUAAAGGUGCGCGAUCCAGCCAAAGCUUUUUCCCGAGCUUCCUAUUCGUUGAGGGCGCCGACGGGCGUCUCGACACGCGACGCGCGCCUCUCUGCGCGCAAGGAAAUUCAACAAGAAAGGCAUCUCCUCGAUCAAGAGGACAGAAGCAGGCUCAAUGCUGUUACCACAGAGGGCUCGGAUGGUAUUUUCGGCGAGGAACUUCAACAUCUCCACGCGCCUGGACGCCUCGGUGCUGAGGUGGCGUACGGAGAGAAAGCGGUUGAAGGCGUUCACGUGUGCACCGAGGCAGAGACGUGCGUCACUUCGGUGGACGCUCAGAAGGGCGGCAUUUUGAGCCUUCUCCUCGACGGAACUCUGGCGCGUUUCACGCAAGCGGAAAGAGACAAACUGCGGUUCGACGUGACGCUCAUCACAAACGGCCCUUUCGUGUAG
Molecule: messenger RNA, 723 nt
Organism: Besnoitia besnoiti
Lineage: Eukaryota; Apicomplexa; Conoidasida; Eucoccidiorida; Sarcocystidae
Exons: 1
Coding region: 1-723 (240 amino acids)
Source: RefSeq, a predicted model, not a curated record